This is a messenger RNA of Penicillium longicatenatum, 2934 nucleotides long. RefSeq lists its product as uncharacterized. Gene Ontology annotation, cellular component: phagophore assembly site; Atg1/ULK1 kinase complex; cytosol. NCBI's taxonomy places the organism in Eukaryota, Fungi, Ascomycota, Eurotiomycetes, Eurotiales, Aspergillaceae. The record is from RefSeq and is a predicted model, not a curated record. The coding region runs from base 1 to 2934 and encodes 977 amino acids. Gene Ontology annotation, biological process: protein localization to phagophore assembly site; piecemeal microautophagy of the nucleus; autophagosome assembly. The transcript has 3 exons.
AUGCACCAAAACCCUCGGUCACCGGCAGUGCCACCGGCGGCGCCGGUGCCCAAGCUCCCCUCCAAACUCCACUCGCCUCGGAACGACCUCAAAGACCAGGAAUCGACCCCAGCAUCCCCAACCGCUUAUAUGCGAACCCAUCAGACCAAGGGACUGGGAAUAGAAGCUGGAGAAGGCUCUUCUGAGCCGGCUAGGGCCGCGGCCCCUGGACAAGAAGCUCUGGCCAAGCUGAACCAGAUCAUAUCGAAUUACCAUACCAAAGCCGCGUUAAUCAUUCUCCACUCUCGAGUCGAACUACCGCGAUCCUAUAACAAAGGCUCCAAUACGCCCAGAGUGAACCGAUGGUUUAAUGUUGAAUUGGAUGACACUGAUGUUUUGCGAGAAUCGCUACAAAUCUGGCGAACCUGUGACGCCACAGACCACCGACCGCCACCCCUCAUAAUCGAGACCUUCAUAGACACGAGGGGCCUCACGAAUAACGAAAGCCUGGUGAUAUUGGAUGAUAAUGGGAAGCGUUGGGAUGUGCAGGAAUCUCUUGCUGCAUCACCGAUACUGGGCUCGAAGCAGUCAGGGUCUGAGGAGGUCAUUCUGGAGCGAUGGAAAAUCGAGCUGGGGGCCUCCUCUAGCAAGCCUCCGGCCGAUUUGGGCUCCAUUUUGCCGACGGUGUAUAAAAAAAGCAUUGUCCUCUUCCGAUCUUUGUUCACAUACUCCAAGUUUCUGCCGGCUUGGAAGUUCUCUAGGGGCAACACAAAGGCACGGAGAAGCCCCGCACUGCAGAUUAGGUAUCGUGUGGUAGACGGGAGUUCUCGAACCGAAGCGCCUCUGGAUAACUUGACAGCUCCGUUAUUUCAGGGGGAGGGUAAAGUGGUGGAUACAUAUACCUUCGGGGUCACGGAAUCUCCAGCGGGGCCCUUCUCGGUAGAGGUCUCAUACCGGACUAAUUGUGACUUCCGAAUUGAUGAUUCGGAGGCCCUGCUGAGCUCCCGCUUUAUGGGCGCUGAUGAUGAGAUCUUCCGACCUUCGUUGCCCAAAGAUGAUACAAUUCGGGCUAAUCCCGAAGUUGGUUCGGUACCUGUGGGAAGAAGGCCGAUCGAGAAUCCGGAUCGUUCGCAGGCGUAUGGGAGUCUAUCAACCUUCCAUCAAGUCGGUCCGGCCACCGGUGCGAGUCCUAUUUCAGCAUUACGUGCUGCUCGGGAUGCUGGCGCAGGUUCUCCCUCCCCAACAGAUUCAUAUUAUAAGAAGUUGUUGCCUGCUGCAAAGAUUGGUGCGACAGGACGAGCAAGUAAACUUGCCAGUGAGGUUGGCGGCAGUUCGAACAUUGCGCGGCGCCCCUCCGUUUCUUUCCCCCAUUUCAAAGCAGGCUCUCUAUCUGAUUCCCCUGCGUUGAUUGAUACUCCUUUGGGCGUAUCUCCACGCACUACUUCUGCAAGAGGCUCUACAGGGACAUCUGUCGAUUCUCGUGUAAUGCCACCUCCUUCCUCUGCGGCCUCGGCACGACGAUCCGCUUCCCUAAUGACCGAUCAAAUGAUCCCUUCGUCUACCUCUGCCUCCCCAAAGCCUGCACCAAUAUCUAGGUUCAGUAGUUCAUUCAGUCACCGGCGAAGUCGCCCGUCUUUCGGAGGCACCAACAAGAUGGAAGAUGAAACCUCCAGUGGGAAGGCAAGCGCGACAUCAUCCAAUGUCCAACCAGGCUCCGGUCUACUUGCAGAGGUUACUGGAACAAGUGCUGAAUCGAUUCACGCAGACGAUGAGAACAUCUCUGAUUUCCUCAAAUUUCUUGACCAGAAGAAAGAUCUAAUGAAUCGUCCACCUAGCACUGUCUCUCAGGUGUCUAGUCCUCGGAAACCCACAGCUGCUUCUACUUCCCUUGCUCGCUUUCAACAGAUGCGUGACUCGAAUGCUGCGCUAUCGGAUUCAAUGUCGGCUUCGGUGCAACUUCAGCGUUCGUCUAUAUCCUCCAGCAAACAACUUUCUGGAGUUCCACCCAUGGUUGCUGGUACUUCCAUUUCUACCGCUUCAUCUCCUGGAAAACCAAUCUCUCCCCAUACACCACACACUCCUGCCAUUCGAUCGCGUCUGAGUUCUAACAGCGUGGUCGAUGACAUCAAUACCGAGCACGACCGACGAAUGCCCCGCAUUGCAGAUGACGGGCAUGACUCUCCGCUUGAGGAGAACUCUAGCGCGGAAGCAACGGCACGAACCCCAUCUACAGCAGCUGCGAUUGAUAUUCCCACCUCCCCGCGGCCUUUUGCGCCGGCCUUCCGACGUUCAAGUUCUGCAGCCCAGCGCCGACGACCGCCUCCUACCGAUGAAGAUGAUAUCUUCUCAUUCGGCAUGCGAAGUGUCAGCCUUGGGAUCGAAGAGCACUCACAUCUCAGACGCCAGAAUGAUCAAGAAAGCGCGGAUGCGAAUACUUUGCUUGAACCUGGUUCACUCAAUCUAUCCUUGGAAGAUCCCAGUGCUCGUACUACAGCUGCAGCUGUGACUGCAGAGAACCGGGACAGCGAGGCACUCCGAGGCCAGACUGUUUCUGUUCCCCCCGCUACAUGCACAUCGUCAAUUUCACAACCCCGUUUCCCUCGCGGCCGAGGUUCCUCCGGAGGUCCACAUUCGCUGAGCUCCGCAUCCAGCAGUCUUGCACGUGGAAGCACACUCCCGCAUUAUCUGACCGAGCGCGAGGACCGCGACGGUAACGCAAGUGGCAGCAACAGCGGCAACUCAACCAUGGAAACCAGACGUAGCUCUCACCAACGCCGCCCGCCGCCAUUCCAAUUUGAGGAUGAUGAGCCAUUGCUUUUCGCUAUGAGCGAUUUCGGUGCUUCUCGUCGCAGCUUAGAAGAGAAUCGGCAUGGCAAUCACGGAGGAGCCGACUCUAGCGCCGGUUCUCGACGUGGCAGUGGCAGACGUGGAGCUGGGCCUCCUAGCUGGAACUAG